UUCAUACACAACUUUCAGGUUCUUAGCCUUCAGCUCAAUUCUGUGAUUCAACACCGUUCUUCUUAAACAAACAAACAUCGUGACUUAUCUGUGUCCACACUGGAACAGCAUUUCUCAUGGCAGCUUUUCAGAGAACUCCAUGGAGGUUGAUUUCUGGGAUCUUAGGAGUAAUGUGCCUUGUGCUGAUGGCUACUUUGGGAAUUGUGUUGAGCAAGGCACUUACUAAACAAAGUAUUCAGCCAACAUCAUCUCCAGGACCCACCACCAUGGAACCUCAGAAAGGCUCUGGCUACUGUUUUUGCCAAGAAAAGUGGAUUGGGCAUCAAAACAACUGUUACUUCAUUUCCAAUGAAAGAAAAACUUGGGCAGAAAGUAGGGAUUUCUGUGCUUCUCAGAAUUCCAGUCUACUUCAGUUAAAAAACAGAGAUGAGCUGCAGAUGUUUAUGAAAUACAUUAGAAAAUUUCACUGGAUUGGACUCUCUUACUCUGACCAACAUCAUGCCUGGUUGUGGGAGGAUGGCUCUGCUUUCUCCAAAAAUCUGUAA
Messenger RNA from Myotis lucifugus (little brown bat), 545 nucleotides. It is a transcript of the gene KLRD1, whose product is annotated as killer cell lectin like receptor D1. The record is from RefSeq and is a predicted model, not a curated record. The transcript has 5 exons. Gene Ontology annotation, biological process: stimulatory C-type lectin receptor signaling pathway; positive regulation of natural killer cell mediated cytotoxicity. The coding region runs from base 117 to 545 and encodes 142 amino acids. Lineage: Eukaryota; Metazoa; Chordata; Mammalia; Chiroptera; Vespertilionidae.